CAUCAACAUGGCCGUCAAAGUUUUAAUUUUUCAUAUUUUUCUCAUCAUUUUGCUUCAUAACUGCCAAGGAGAUGUCAAAGCUGAUCGCGUUAAGAAGAAGAUUUACCAAGAUAUUACUGGUUUGGGAACUUGUUUCCGUCGCCUGAAUGGAACACACGAGGUCGGCUGUUCCUCUGGUCGCAGUGGGAAUGUUGGAGUUGUCCAUUACAUACUAUAUGAUAGGGACUUGGAUUGGCUAAUCGACAGGGGCACUCACCAACCUUACGUUGCUCUGAUACAUCCUGAAAACUUCAAAUGGUCGAUUGUUAACAAGCUCGCCGUGAGUGGGAAAGUGAACGGGCUCAUAAUCCUCGAUGGGAACCAUUCACUCGCAAAGAAACCUUUAUCGUUUACGCCAGACAGCACUUGUCCUAAUGAUGACUAUGGUCUUUAUAAAAAUAGCACAGACUACCAGAAUUGCAAGAAAACCACUUGGAAUCCGGACGGAACUAACAUGCUCUUCAUGCGAUUCGAUUUCCCAGUUUUUGUAAUGCUCAACCAGACAGAAGUGGACUUUGUCGUUAAUCAGUGCUACAUAAAGUUCAACAAGCCUGGUGGAGAUGGCGCUCCUAGAGACUAUCCUCUGUGUGCUGCCGAAGUGAAGGACAUUAUGGACGCAGCCGUCAACACUGAGACAUGUCGUCGUCGCACUCUACAUAUCACUAACCUUAACCCAGACCAUUACUGUGACCCACUCGGCGAUCAGAAUGUUUUCUCGACCAUGAAGUUUGUCAACAAAACUGAGAAAAGAGAGGACAAAUCGAUAAUCAUUGCAGCAACCAGGCUUGAUGCAUCGUCGCUGUUUGAUAAUCUUUACCCUGGGGCCGACGUCCUGACUGGUGUGGUGGCACUACUGGCAGCCGCAGAGGCCAUCGGAAAAGUCAAGGGUGAUCUGAACAAAAAAGACAUCAUGUUCACAUUUUUCCAAGGGGAAGCUUAUGGUUACAUCGGUUCAAGCCGUAUGGUGUAUGACAUGGAGAAAUUCAAGUUCCCGCGUGAAUACAAAACGGACGUCGAAGAAGCUAGCAACAUCAAUAUGAGUCAUAUAUCACAUUUCAUCGAGGUGAAUCAAGUCGGAUUGAGAGAUGGUGGUGAUCUUUGGAUCCAUACAGACCCAAUCAGUUCAAGGAAUACAGCGAUUAAGAAAGAGGUUGAUGAUAUCAAGUUGGCCAUGACGUCUGCCGCCAAAUCUGCCGGCAUUUCCAUCGGCAGCGCAGCAGACGGCCAGCCACUGCCUCCGGCGUCGUUCCAAAGCUUCCUAAGCAAGCGACUAAUAUCUGGCAUCGUACUGACGGAUCAUCAGACCAGCUUCACGAAUAAGUAUUACAACAGCCGUUUUGAUGAAGCGGGCACAAUCGGUGCAGAUUACCCAAAAGGCCUAAAUGACACAGCGAAAUAUGACUAUGCAACAGAACAGGCUAAAAAGCUCACAAAAGUAGCGACAACACUUGCAAACACCCUGUAUACACUUGCAACAGGGAACACACAUGCCAAUUUGUCUGCUGAUGAAGUCACAGUUUCUCAUCUCUUGUUCUGUUAUCUCUUCUCACCGAAAUGUGACCUGUUCAGAACCGUUAUUGAUGUUGCCAAUGUCGACCUUUUAGAAAAAUAUAAGACACCUUUUCCUUUGUAUGUUGGUGUCGACUCAACUAAGAAUGCUAUCACGAAGAUAACACGUCAUAUCCUGGCAUACUUCACCGGGGAUCUUAUUGUGAAUCGGGAUGUCGAUAAUUGCACUAAAGAUUCAACAAAUACUACAUAUUCCUACAUCUGGAUGCAAGGUCGUGAGAUCAAGGUCACUCACAAAAAUGGAACGAAAGGAAUGGCCAGAGAGCGGCCGAUUUGCAUCCGGACAUUGUCAGAAUUGUCUGCUGCCGUCUCGCCGGCAUUCAAAAUUAAGAAUUAUAAAUGGGGUUCUGGAGAUUACUCCACCUGGACUGAGAGUGUAUGGCCGGCAAACGCUAUGAGCGUCCGAGUAUUCCUGCUUCCAAGUCAACAACAUGAGACUGUCAUCCUAGCCGUAGGAGUAAUCGUACUUCUCGUCUCAAUGCUCCUCGUCUAUUUUAUCAACGCUCGUGCCAAUAUCUUAUUUGGGAAAGAUCGUUCGACCUCCUACAUGAGCUGAUCGCAUAACUGUGAUAGGGAAUUUCAUAUGUGUUUUCAGGGUGUAAUUUUGGAGGGGGUAUAGGCCCCCCAAAAAUCAGCCAAUUGGGCCAUUGGCACAGAAUUUCCCUGUUCCAAAUACGGUAUUUGUCUGUUAUAAAACGGAAUCUAGUGUUUUCAAAUUAAAAAGCAAAUUUCAAGGUGUUUUUUUUAAGCUUUAUUCGCUUUAUAAAAAAAUGGAAGGAGGAUUUUUGAAAAGCAGAUCUUACAUGUAGGCCAAUAGUGGGCCCCAAGGGUAAUUGUAAUUUUGUAAAAACUGUUUUUGCAAUUCGUGGAAAUUUCUGGAAAAAAAGAAGAUUUUCCUUAUGGGGAUUUCUUUCCGUUUUUCGAAUGAAAUUCUUUUUGUGAUUUUCAUUUCUUCGAAUCGGGAUUGUUUGCCAAUUCAGCAAAACUAACUAGCCUGCGAAAACUUGGCUCUUUGCAGUAAGUUUUGGUCAGAUGCAGUGCAUCACAGGAGAAAAGAGCAGGGGAGUGGCUUUUCACUCUCCUUAAUCAUGCUAGGAGUGUGAAUCACACACACCAAAAUCACACCCCCUGAAGCAGCUAGGAGCUCAGUUCGGGUAAUGGGGAAAAGUCAUGUUGAUGGGAUCGGCACCACAGAGCAGGAGCAUGACGAGCAGCUUGUUUGCAUGUACUGUUAUGUAACAUCUCAUUAAAUUGCAUGACCAUGAUCUAUGUGUGUUUUAUAUGUUGUUUUGACUUCAACUAAUUCAUUGGUGGUAGCUGUAACCCUGCCUACUUCUCCCUAGUUUUGCCGUCUUUCAUAUAUGUGCUGUAUCCGAAGCUGUCAGAGUUAUGGUAUUUGAGAAAUGUGUGCAAUUGCACAGUGCCAGAUGAAUCAUCAUCUUUUUUUCUUCUUCGACGCCAUGUUGUUAAUGCUGUGAAAGAUGGAGCUGCUGAUUGGUUGGAAAGAAUAUGACAAACUUCUAACAGCCAAUCAGCAAGCUCGUACUGCAAACCAAGGCAGGGUCUGCCGAAGACACUGCGGCAAUGCUCGGGAAUGUCCGUGAUCAGCUGAGUGUAAAAACAUUCAAAAACAUUAUAAAAUGCAAGGAGCGCGACUUUUCACUCUCCUUGAUCUGAUUUUGGGAGCGCGGAGGAGCGCGAGCGCGAUCGCGCCCCUUAUACGUGAUGCACUGCAUAUGUGAUCCAAAGAAACAAGAGCGUUUUGUUGCAGCAAUCUGCGAAAUUUGUCGCAUUUGGUGGAGCGAAGGUCUCUUAGUUUCUGUGGUCGCAGCAAUAGAAAUAUCUCCUGUUUGGGGUGAUAAAAUUCCCAGAUGGGGAUGGGGAAUGUAAAGUUGACAAAUUCAAUAAUGAUUGCUGACCAUUUCGGUAUGGGUGACUUCUUGAAAAUGGCUCUCUUUUUGCCAGGUUGGAUAUGGGCCUGGUCGAAUAGCGAUUUCUAUUAGAUGCUGCCAGUUUUGGGCAUGCCAUAUGCUUUUGAACACAAUGACCAGCUUCCUUUUGAGAGCUAUCACAUUUCCACUGGCUGUUCUGUUCGUGCUCUGGCGAAUUUCAAGUGUGGAACUUUAUAUGUUGGGGGUACUUUUCAGGGGUGGUUCAUUGAAAAUGUAUGGCAAAUUGUAUGGCAAAUGAGCUCAUUUUGUCUAGAAUUCAAUUUUUUGGAGCUUUCAGUAUGUGAAUAUACUGAGGAAGAAGAACUUGUCUUCUCAUCUGCUAUCCCAGGUAUCAAAUUGGUGGAGCAUUUUUGGUUCUGACUGGUAGCCAGUGAUUUGGUAGAGCUGCACUGGACGUUGGUUCUGAGGGCAUUGGGGCUUAAGAACUCCAAUUUUUCAAGGGUAUUUGAAUCAUUGCAAGUUAGCUCAAUAAGUUGUCCGGCUCUAAGGGUCAGUGGUGCUGCAUAUCAUGAACAGCUCUGUGGGUCAAAUGUAGCAAAAAGGUUUAGUUCAGGUCUUGUCUAAGAAUUGAAAUUCUGCUUUACUCGGCUUCACAUUUUUCAGAUAAAUGUGAAAGGGUCUGUUGUCUGAAUGUGCUUGGUGUAUGUAAAUAAAGGGCAAUGUUCCAUGGUUGCGACUGAAAACUACUUUCUUUUGUAGGAUCUGGCGUAUGUAAAGUUAACCAGGGGCAUAGCUAGCUUUUGGGCUAGGGGAGAAGGGCUGGCCGCUCCCCCUGGGGGGGGG
Molecule: messenger RNA, 4343 nt
Organism: Lineus longissimus
Lineage: Eukaryota; Metazoa; Nemertea; Pilidiophora; Heteronemertea; Lineidae
Product: nicastrin-like
Exons: 16
Coding region: 8-2164 (718 amino acids)
Biological process (GO): Notch receptor processing; protein processing
Cellular component (GO): plasma membrane
Source: RefSeq, a predicted model, not a curated record